AUGAAGUGGUUCAUCAGCAUCGUUGCCCUCUACGGAGCCCUGGCAACUGCUUUGCCCAGCAACAUCAAUGCCCACAAUUUACCAGACAUUCAAAAUGUAGCGGGCGUCGGCUUAGCAGAAGCCCAUAAAGAAGGAGGCGACAUGCCUAAACGUGGCAUUUGCACUGAUGAUGACCUGGAUUGCUGCUGCCAGUGUGCUGGAUCUAAGGCUUUCCCGUGUAUUGGAUGUUUUGGGCUCAAGAAUUGCCCACACGAGAAAGUGCGUUUUGUGAAUAAGGAGAAGUACUAUAACUACUAUACGCAUAAUCCACACGAGUCAAGAGGGGAUGAUGUUAGAGAUGAAACUGCUAUCCCCAGCAACACCAAAGCCAUCAAUUUCUUGGAGGUUCAAGAUGCAGUGGAAAACGAUUUAGCAGACAUCCACAAAGAGAGAAGCGACAAUGCUAAACGCGGCAUAUGCACUGAUAAUGACCCGGAUUGCUGCUGCCAGUGUGCUGAAUCUCAGGCUUUCCCGUGUAUUGGAUGUAAAGGGGAAAAGCAGUGCAUAAACCUAGGCCGUGUGUCUUUUGAUGUAAAGCCGUCAAUAAAAAUUGUAGGCUAUAACUAA
Trichoderma aggressivum f. europaeum is the source of this 606-nucleotide messenger RNA. RefSeq lists its product as uncharacterized. Lineage: Eukaryota; Fungi; Ascomycota; Sordariomycetes; Hypocreales; Hypocreaceae. The coding region runs from base 1 to 606 and encodes 201 amino acids. The record is from RefSeq and is a predicted model, not a curated record. The transcript has 3 exons.